Molecule: messenger RNA, 999 nt
Organism: Closterium sp. Yama58-4
Lineage: Eukaryota; Viridiplantae; Streptophyta; Zygnematophyceae; Desmidiales; Closteriaceae
Source: the annotation of a GenBank genome assembly
AUGAGUGUCCCGACCGGUUUCGCGAAGCUUCCCCCUUACGGUACAGCACCAACUGCUUCGGCGGCUGCUGCGGGGGGAACUAAGAGGCGAGCGGAAGAUGCGCUGGAGGGGAGCGCAGGCAGCGGCGGCGCAGGCGCAGGCGGAAGCAGAAGCGGCGGAAGUUCCGGUGCGCCGCGGAGGAAGCUCGAAUCUUCCGACCCAUCCCCUCCGCAAUUGCCGCCGCCGAAGACGGCGCCAUCGGCGCUGCAGGGGCGUCCGCCGACUCCGCCGACAGUAGCGUCAGCGGCGGCGGCGCUGGUAGCUUUGUCUCCGCCGCCGUCGCUUGCGGCGCAGCAGCAGGCGGCGGCUGCGCAACAACGGGCCGCGGCGCAACAGCAAGCGGCGCAACGGCAGGCGGCGCAACAGCAAGCGGCGGCGCAGCAACGUCAGGCGGCGGGGAUGGCGGCGCAGACGCAGCAGCAGCGGCAGCAGCAGCAGCAGCAGCAGCAGGCGGCGGGGGGACUGCACGUGCGCGCGCUGUGGCUGACUGUCAGUCCCACGGAGCGGUACCUGCUGCUGGAAGACCAAGAGACGGGGGAUGUGCUCAUGCCGCUCAUCCACAUGCGCGUGAGUCACGCUGCUCCUCUCCUCUUUUCAGGAGACUCACGCUGCGCCCCUCGCCUCGCCCCUCUCUUCGCCUCGCCCCUCUCUUCGCCUCGCCCCUCUCUUCGCCUCGCCCCUCGCCUCGCCCAGCUACAGUCGAAGCUCUUCUCGCUCACGCGCCGUCUCGUCACCAUCUGUCCUGCCUUCGCCGCCUCCGCUGUUGAUAAAAUGUUUGAGGCCAACUACAGUCGCAAGCUCUCCUCGCUGAAGCACCGUCUGGUUACCAUCUCGCCCGACCUCGCCGCGUCCGCCGCCGCCGCGUCCGCGCUGCCCUCCCCGCCCGCGCUGCUGCAGGGCUUCCUGUACUGGCGCUGGGCGUUUGAAAGCCCGCACGAGGUGAGGAGUGGGAGGGAGUAG